GCAUUUUAUGCUUUUGAGGUGAACACGCUCCAGUCUGAGCAAUUCAAAAUAAAUGAGCAUUCCAUUUGUCAGGGCAGGCUGGAGCUUGUGCAGCUCAGACAUCCCUCUGGCUCUCGGCGUGUAGGUGCGGUGCCUCUCCGCUGCGCUGCAGCCGCUGUUGCUGCAGGGGGAGCAUUCGUCCAUCCACAGAGUGCUGCUGCUGCUGCUGUGUGCUGCGAUGUGCGGCGGCCGCCUUAUUAUCAGUCUACCCCAUUUGCUCCCUAUAUCUGGUUUUACUUCCAUCAGUCCGCCGCGGAACGGAUCCGUCAUCACAGGGGAGCGCAAUGUGCAGCAGGGAGGUGACACGUCUUGGAGCGCGUCUUAACUGAGAUGGAGCAGAAACUCAGAUGUACACAUCACUGCCUGCUUGGUUUCUGGAAAUGCUGGUUCCUCCCAACAAAGAUUAAUAAUUCUCUGACUGGAUCGAGCCACUGAGGUUUCAGUAUGCGGUCCCUGAGAAAGACGGUGCUGCUCGCCAUCCUGGUGUCUGUGGUGCUGGUCCUGGCUCUCCUCCACUCAUGGCCCACUCGUGCCUACAACACGGUGGACGUGUGGCAGCAUCUAGGGCCGACAGUGGAGAGGCACCUGGAGGAGAGGCUGCCAGAACUGGACCAUCAGUUAAGCAGCGUCCCCUUUCAUAUCAGGAAAAGUGUAGCAGGCUUGCUGGCACGCAAUGGGUGCGUUUGUGAGGGUGAGAGUCCAGGAGUAAACCUGCCCUUCGCCCAGCUGCUGUUCCCGCGGGUGUCAGCUCACUCUCUACACACGGCCUUUGACGCCUCUGAGCUGGAGGAAAUGAAGAUGAGACGAGCUAAAGAGUACAGAGGUUUCCAAAUGAGAUCCAAGACUGCUGCAGACACGCUCAUCAUCGCUGAGGCCAACAAUCCCCUGCAAUAUCCAACACAGGGGGUGGAAGUACGGCCCCUGAAAACAAUCAUCAUCCCAGGCUUGGCCUUACACGACCUACCCAGAGACAAUUACACAAUAAACAUUACUGCCACACUAGGAACACUAAACGUAGCAGCAGAAGUGGAGGGAGUGAAAAUAAAAGGUGAUGGAGGGAUGCAUAUGAGUCUGUCCAGCAGUUUGCUGCUGAACUUGAACCGACAGCUGCAGUUUGUCACCUACACAAACACAAUGUUUCAUCCCAACACUGCAGACACAGUGGAGCUUGAGACAGAAGGUCAUCAAGCUGCCUUCAGCAUCAAGAUCCGUCAUGGAGUAACUCCAAAACUUUACGACACUGGACCUCAGGAAGAGUACAACGUCAGUGCGCUUGUUACCGUAGCGACAAAGACCUUCCUGCGUUAUGAAAAGCUUCAAAAGCUUAUUGACAGUAUCAGAAAAUACUAUCCUGCAGUCACGAUAAUAAUUGCUGAUGACAGUGAGAACCCAAAAACCAUUUCUGGGCCUUACAUCGAGCAGUACAUCAUGCCUUUUGGGAAGGGUUGGUUUGCUGGACGAAACCUGGCUGUUUCUCAGGUCACAACCAAAUAUGUGCUUUGGGUGGACGAUGACUUCUUCUUCACGGCCAAUACCAAGCUGGAGAAGCUUGUAGAUGUUUUAGAGAGGACCACUCUGGAUCUGGUUGGGGGUGCAGUGCGAGAAGCUACAGGGUACACAGCUACUUACCGACAAACCAUCUCCAUCGAGCCAGGAGAGGAAGACGGAGACUGUUUGCACAUGAGAAGAGGAUUUCAUCACACAAUUGAGGGAUUUCCUAACUGCGUUGUGACGGAUGGGGUCAUUAAUUUCUUCUUAGCUCGCACGGAUAAAGUCCAGCAGGUCGGCUUUGACCCCCGUCUCGCCAGGGUAGCUCACCUGGAGUUUUUCAUCGACGGCCUUGGAUCUCUCCACGUUGGUUCCUGUGACGACGUCAUCAUCAAUCACGCAACCAAAAUCAAACUACCAUGGGUCACCCAGUCAGAAAGCGACAAGACAUACGCCAAGUUUCGCUACCCUCCAGCUUCCUCUGACGCCACACGUACAAAAAAUGGCCUCCUGUACUUCAAAAACCGGUUUCAGUGUUUGACUCGUAAUUAGCGUUCACAUCUCUCCUGGUCUCUCUGAAGGUUUGUCUGUUCUUCCUGAAUCUCCAAAGGCAUUUUUCUCCACCCUGCACUGACACAUAAAACUCGUGGCAGCUUGGUUUGUUCUGCUGUCACCUGCCUUUGAGGCAGUUCUGUAAAAACCUGAAGAGAGGAUUGAUGGGAUUUAUUUUGGAAAGACCUAGACAGUCUUCUUUUUCACAUUGUUUUCCUGUGAGAUAUGUGUUUUCUUGCUCGGGAAACCAAUUAUGACACGGAUGGAGUGAGAACAAGAACUCCAUUAUUGGUGUGAGACACUUCUCCGUAGGAGACAAUCCUGAAUUUUCCAGUGCCACAUGAAGAAUAUUCAGAUUCAAAGGUCUGGCUGCAGACUUUGGAGUGCUUCAGUUAUUUUUGUCACCUUUUUUCCACCUCCGUACCUACAGUCCUCCCUCAAAGCCCCGUCUGAGAGAGAGAAACUUCUUAAUCUGUCCAUCUGGAGCGACGGCUGCUGUAGAGAGAUCGGGGAGCAGCUUUGGUUGUUUGUCUGAAACCGUCUGGAGCUUUCCAGUUUGUGUGUUUGCAGCCCAGUGAAUGAAAGGAAAAAUGCAUCUUGAAAUGCUGCCCAAAAGGAAACAUGGAUGAACCAAAGUGCAUGUUAAUAUCACUCAAUAAAAUCAAUGACUAAUUAAAAAACAAGCAGGUAGAAUAACUAAUUGAGUUCUUGAAGCAAUUAGUCAGAGUCAGAAGAAAGCUGUGAGUGACAGAAACACGGAUAAUGUUUCUAUUCCGUUUAGGUACCGAAAGUCAAAGAGUGUGUGGUGCAAAGUUAUUAUACUUAACUAAAAUGAACAAAAUAACAAAAACUGAAAUUGAGAAAACAUUUUUGUUUACUGAAAUAAUAAGUAACAGGAACUAAACUGACUAAUUCAUCCUAAAUUUAUAGAUCUAAUGUCCUUCGCUUGUGUGUUCAUGAAUUGUUAUUUAUUUUUAUUUAUUAGCCAUUCCAACUGAUGUGAAAUCGAUUUUUUUUACCCCUCACACAAGCAUUUCAAUUACGGCACUCCAUACUCCUCCAUGGCGCCGGGCCCUUAGCCCACGGAUUGGCGACAGCAAAAGUUGUAAGACAUUGAGUAAUUUUUUUCAAAAUGGCAUGUUCUGUUGAGUGUUCAUUAUACAAUCAAUGUAUACAUAAUCAAUAAUUUGACCUCUUUGAAUUCUGCACCUAAAAAUGAACCAAAGUAUGAAGAACAAGAACUACUCCUGUAAUUUAUAGAAGCUAAACAGACACUGAGCAAUAUUUAACUGUUGUUUAUAAACUAAGCAACAUACCAUAAAAAUUCAUUACAUUAACAGAAGUAGACAAACAAAACGUCACAACAAAAUAAAGCUAUAAUAUAAUUAAAAACAAUUUAAAAAGAUGUCAUAACCCUGCUGUGGUUGAAGUAAUGAUGCCAUAAUUUUUAUCAUGGCCUCUAGGUGGCUCUCUUGAACCAUUUCACCGAUUUCUUGACGCAUAGAAUAUGCCAUUUGUAAAAACAUUUUAUUUUAACUAUUCAGGAUAUUUUUCUGUCUUGUUAUUUAUUUGUUUCUUGUUGGCAAACGUGUUAUUUCUGAUGACACAAAGAUUACAACAUUAACAAUACUGUUAGCUAAGACUUCUGCACAGUCCUGUUUUGUCUCAUUUCAGAGUUUGUAACAUAAUUUGCCCACAGAUUUGAUCUUUUGCAAAGCUGCAUUUGUUGUCUUGACACAAAUGUAUUGUUUUAUUUCCUUUAAACUGUCCCACCCAUCACUCUAAAAAAAAAAAAAAAAUUACCAGUACACAACUACUGAAAUGGAAAGUUUUCUUUUACAGCAUUACGAGCCAUUUUUAUUUCAAAUGAUGCUAAAUGUCAAUAGAAAAAAAAUUGUUUUAUAUAUUUUUGAUUGAUUUUAAGGUAUGAAGAUGUACACCAUAUUACAGCACCCUUAACAAAUACUGUAUUUGUACGCCUGCUAAGGAUUUCCACACGAGCCUUAAAAUAAAUGGUGGUUAGGGAAAUCAUG
This is a messenger RNA of Xiphophorus couchianus (Monterrey platyfish), 4112 nucleotides long. RefSeq names its product beta-1,4-N-acetyl-galactosaminyl transferase 1b (gene b4galnt1b). NCBI's taxonomy places the organism in Eukaryota, Metazoa, Chordata, Actinopteri, Cyprinodontiformes, Poeciliidae. Gene Ontology annotation, biological process: ganglioside biosynthetic process. Gene Ontology annotation, cellular component: Golgi membrane. The record is from RefSeq and is a predicted model, not a curated record. Gene Ontology annotation, molecular function: acetylgalactosaminyltransferase activity. The coding region runs from base 484 to 2079 and encodes 531 amino acids. The transcript is spliced from 12 exons.